Papaver somniferum (opium poppy) is the source of this 2076-nucleotide messenger RNA. RefSeq names its product pentatricopeptide repeat-containing protein At3g48250, chloroplastic-like. The record is from RefSeq and is a predicted model, not a curated record. Gene Ontology annotation, biological process: RNA splicing. The transcript has a single exon. Gene Ontology annotation, molecular function: protein binding. NCBI's taxonomy places the organism in Eukaryota, Viridiplantae, Streptophyta, Magnoliopsida, Ranunculales, Papaveraceae. Bases 32 to 1933 code for a protein of 633 amino acids.
GCUUCAUUUGUGCGCUCGAGAAACCUUAAUCAUGAAGAGAGCGAAAGGAAUUAUAGCUUCACUCAGACAAAUCAACUCAGUUCUACUGAGUCACUCUUCCACAGUUCGGUCUCCUCAUUUCCAGGUGACUCAGUUUUCUCACUUCUCUCAAAAUGUCUCUUCAUCUCUAUUUAGAAAACCUAAUUUUAGUAGUAUAAAUUAUGUUGAUCACAAAAUAAAAUAUUUUUCAUCAAAACCGAAUUUGACAGUAGAUUUAGUUAUGAACAAUGAUUGGUCUGAUGAACUUGAACACGAAUUAAGAAAGUCAAAACCUACUAAUAAAAGCGUUCUGUAUGUGUUAAGAAAACUUAGUAAAAACCAUCCUAUAAAAGCAUAUAAUUUCUUCAAAUGGGCGUAUGAUAAUAACGAUAGUAUUACACCUAAUUCUUCUGUUUAUACUUUGAUGUUAAGAGUUUUAGGUCAGAAAGAAUUUAUUAAGGAAUUUUUGGUUGUAAUUAAAAAAAUGACUGAUGAAGGUUGUGAGUUAGAAGAAGCGGCAUAUGUGAAAAUAUUGGGGAAUCUUAGGAAAGAGAAAUUGAGUGGUGUUGCUGAUGCUCUUGUUGAUUUUUUUGAGGAAAGGGUUAAACAGAGUGCGGUUGAUGCUAUUGUGAAAUCUGCUAUAGGUGUUAUUCGGGAGUUGGAUUGGAGUGAUGAGGUUAUAGGAAAAUUGGAGGAUAUGAAUCUUUUGUUAAAUGAAGAUACGGUGUUGCACAUUUUACGAGGACUUCGUGGGUGUCCUUUGAAGGGUUUACAGUUCUUUUAUUGGGUUGCAGACAAGAGGGGAUUUAGGCAUAAUGCUGUGACUUACAAUGCGGUUCUUAAGGUUCUUGGGCAUGAGGAUUCAAUUGAGAAGUUCUGGGAUGUGAUGAAGGAAAUGAAGAAUGUUGGUCAUGCUAUUGAAUUUGAUACAUAUGUUAAGCUUGCUAGGCAGUUUCAUAAGGCUAAGUUGAUGAAAGAUGCUGUGGAGCUGUAUGAGUUGAUGAUGGAUGGACCUCAUAAACCUUCGGUUCAAGAUUUUCGUACGUUGUUACGCCAAAUUUCAUUGCACCCCGACCCUGAAAUUAGCUUGGUCUUUAGAGUUGUGAAGAAGCACGAGUCAAUAGGUCAUUCUCUUUCUAAGGCUGACUACGACGGGAUUCACAGGUGUUUGAUGAGUGCGGGGAAAUUUGAUGAAGCAGAGGAUAUUAUGGAAACCAUGAAAAAUGCAGGUUAUGAGCCGGAUAACAUCACUUACAGUCAGGUUGUUUACGGACUUUCUAAAGCAGGGAGACUAGAGGAAGCUCGUCAGAUGUUGGAUGAAAUGGAAAGCAAAGGAUGCACUCCUGAUCUUAAAACAUGGACCAUUUUAAUUCAAGGACUUUGUGUGGCGGGUGACGUUUAUAAAGCUUUAACAUGUUACACUGACAUGGUACGGAAGAACUGUCAAUUUGAUGCUGAUCUGUUGGCAGUCUUGGUAACCGGUUUGUGUAAGAUUAAGGAGGUAAGUACUGCAUAUACCUUGGCUGUUGAGAUGAUUGAGCAAGGUCAUCUAAGGCCGUGGCAAGCUACAUAUAAGUUUUUGAUACAGGAUCUUCUAGCAGAAAGAAAAUUUGAAGAAUCGAUUAAGCUUUUGUAUUCAAUGACGGAGCAUAACUACCCACCAUUCCAAGAUCCAUUUCUUCAGUAUGUAUCAAAGUUCGGGUCCGUUGAUGACGCCAGGGAAUAUCUAAAAGCAUUGACUGUAAAGGAAUAUCCAUCUAAUUCCGCUUACGUCAACCUUUUUCAGGCAUUCUUUAAUGAAGGUAGGAUUUUUGAAGCACGAGAUUUGCUUUACAUAUGCCCGCAGCAUAUUCGCAACCAUAAAGACAUUGUGAAUAAGUGGGAUAAGCCAAAGCCAGUUAUUGUGAGUGCCUGAAACUUUUUUGUAUUGCAAUUAUAAUAUCACUAGUUGUAACAACAUUCUGUCAAUCAAGAUUCCAACCUGGAUAUCUCUGAGUUUGGAUCAACUUUCCAACUGAAAUAAGUUCAUGGUUUGUUAUCGCUUUUUAAGGUUUUACA